ACGCCCGCCUGCGCCCGGCCAUGGGCAGCUGCGCCCGCCUCCUGCUCUUCUGGGGCUGCUCGGCUGUGGCCGCAGGACUGAGCAGUGUAACUGGAGUAGGUUCCCACUGUGAAAAGGCAUGUAACCCUCGGAUGGGAAAUCUGGCUCUUGGGAGGAGACUCUGGGCAGAUACCACCUGCGGCAGGAAUUCCACAGAACUAUACUGCUCCUACAGCGAGAACACUGACCUGACUUGCAGGCCACCCAAGUGUGACAAGUGUAACGCUGCCCAUCCUCACCUGGCUCACCUGCCCUCUUCUAUGGCAGACUCAUCCUUCCGGUUUCCCCGCACUUGGUGGCAGUCAGCUGAAGAUGCUCACAGGGAGAAGAUCCAGCUGGACCUCGAGACUGCAUUCUACUUCACUCACCUGAUUAUGGUGUUUAAGUCACCUAGACCAGCAGUAAUGGUUCUAGAGCGAUCACAAGAUUUUGGGAAAACUUGGAAACCUUACAAGUAUUUUGCCACCAACUGCUCUGCCACCUUUGGCCUAGAGGAUGAUGUUUUUGAGAAAGGAGCCAUUUGUACUUCUAGAUACUCCAGUCCCUUUCCCUGUACCCGAGGAGAGGUCAUCUACAGAGCUCUGUCCCCACCACAUUCUGCUGAGGAUCCGUACAGUGCCAAAGCCCAGGAGCAGCUAAAGAUCACCAACCUCCGUGUGCAGCUGCUGAAGCGCCAACCUUGUCCCUGCCAGGGCAACAACCUCAACGCAAAACCCCAGCAUUUCACACAUUACGCCAUUUAUGAUUUCAUCGUCAAGGGCAGCUGCUUCUGUAACGGCCACGCAGAUCGCUGUGGGCCUGCCGAGGGCUUCCGACCUGUCAAAGUGGCGGGAGCCUUCCAAGUGGUGCAUGGAAAGUGUACGUGCAGGCACAACACUGCAGGCUCUCACUGCCAGCACUGUGCCCCCCUCUACAAUGACCGACCCUGGCAGGCUGCAAACGGCAAGACGGGGGCCCCGAAUGAAUGCAGAACCUGCAAGUGCAAUGGCCAUGCUGAUACAUGUCACUUUGACAAGGAUGUAUGGCGAGCAUCAGGAAAUCGGAGUGGUGGAGUGUGUGACAACUGUCAGCACAACACAGAAGGCCAACACUGCCAGCGGUGCAAGCCAGGCUUCUACCGGGACCUUCGGAGACCCUUCUCUGCGCCAGACGCCUGCAAGUCUGUUCUUCCACUAUGGAAAAUAGUUGAUAGUAGAAAGAAAGGAGACAACAGAACCAAAAAAGUGUGUUCCUGCCAUCCCGUUGGAUCAGCUGUUCUUCCCUUCAGCUUAUCAGCCUUCUGUGACCCCAGCAAUGGUGACUGCCCUUGCAAACCUGGAGUGGCAGGCCCUCGUUGUGACAGGUGUAUGGUAGGAUACUGGGGUUUUGGAGAAUAUGGCUGCAGACCAUGUGACUGUGCAGGAAGCUGUGACCCCCUCACAGGGGACUGCAUCAGCAGCAGUGCAGAUGUUGACUGGUACCAUGGACUUCCAGACUUCUACCCUGUAUUUAACCAGAGUGAACCAGCCUGGGAAUGGGAGGACGAACAAGGAUUCUCAGCUCUUCGACAUUCAGGUAAAUGUGAAUGUAAAGAACAAUCGUUAGGAAACCCCAAAAUCUUCUGUGGGAUGAAGUAUUCAUAUGUGCUAAAAAUAAAGAUUUUAUCAGCUCAUGAUAAAGGCUCUCAUGCUGAAGUCAAUGUGAAGAUCAAAAAAGUGUUGAAAUCCACCAAAUUAAAGAUUCUACGAGGAAAAAGAACACUCUACCCAGAGUCCUGGACCAACAGAGGCUGCACUUGCCCGAUCCUUAAUCCUGGUUUAGAGUACCUUAUCGCAGGACAUGAAGAUGUAAGAACAGGAAGACUAGUUGUGAAUAUGAAAAGUUUUGUCCAGCACUGGAAACCAGCUCUUGGAAGAAGAGUCAUGGAGAUUCUGAAAAGAGAUUGCAAGUAACAAAAAAGGUGUGCGGUCCCCAGUGGCAUUUCUCUGCGCACGAAAUGCAAACUUAAUGGAAAGGAGAUCUCAAAAAUGAAACUGGAAUGUAAAAAAAAAAAGUGCCAAAAUGCAUAAAGAAGUGUUGCAAUACAUAGGUUUCAUCUGAUCCCUUCUUUGGCAAAUGUUUAAGUUAUAUAUGGUAACUUCUUUGAGAAAAGUUGACAAUUAUUUGCAUAAAGAGAUGGAAAGUUGAACAAGAUGUAGAUAACUGGCCUCUAUGGGACUGAUUCUGAAAUUCACAUGUGAUGGGAAGCACUAUAAUAGCCUCAUAAUAUUUCACAGUUAUCCAUUAAGAGUAAUGUGUCUGAUGAAGACCUACCAGCAUCCAAGAUGUUGCUUGCAUUUCAUGCUAUUUAAAGUCAUUAGCAGGACUUCACCUAAGCACCCCAAGGACCUUAUGUCAACAAAGGUGUUUCUUAGAAGAGCCUCAUUUUGUUCACGGUGUAUGAACUUUGGUCCGUAAGGUGUUAAAUGGAUCCUCUCCACGUGUAAAUAAUCUUUCCUUGUAUAAAGCACUUUACUGCCUACCA
This is a messenger RNA of Vombatus ursinus (common wombat), 2542 nucleotides long. RefSeq names its product netrin 4 (gene NTN4). The record is from RefSeq and is a predicted model, not a curated record. The coding region runs from base 21 to 1970 and encodes 649 amino acids. Lineage: Eukaryota; Metazoa; Chordata; Mammalia; Diprotodontia; Vombatidae. Gene Ontology annotation, biological process: cell migration; basement membrane assembly; substrate adhesion-dependent cell spreading. Gene Ontology annotation, molecular function: zinc ion binding; protein binding. The transcript has 11 exons. Gene Ontology annotation, cellular component: laminin trimer.